CACCAACUAGCUUUCCUCCUCGAGAGUGUUUCCUCGUGAACAGUCGCCAUAUUAGAUGUGCGACCACAUGAUAUAAGUGCCAGUUGGUGAUCGCCCUCGUCAGUUUGCGUUGUUGUGCCAAACCUACGUGUUGUACCCUGCUUAUCUCUGAUAAGAAAUAUGAAGUUGCUUAUACUCUCUGUCUGCCUGCUGGCAACUGUCAUGAUUUCCCACGCUUACACUAUCGGUAACGCAGCUUUACAUGGUGCAAAGCUGUCACGUGCGGAAAUACAGGCAUGUUAUAGGAGUGCGAAUAUGACAGAAGACGAACUUAUCACGAAAGACGAAAUAAAGGACGGUACGUACAAUCAAGACGCCGAAAGGGCGAAGAAGAACGGCUGCUUCUCGGCAUGUGUACUGCAAAAGCGUAACUUGAUUGUUGGCACAGAGAUCCAGAAAGAUAAAUUGUAUGGCAAAGAAGCUCAUGUUAAUGUACCUCAGGACGUCCAAGACGCUAUAUACGCAACUGUAGACCGUUGUGUGAAGGAAGUCAAAACAAAUCCGGAUCUGUGUGAGAAAUCUCUCCAAUUGCUAGUAUGCCUUUCGAAGGAUUUUAUUUAAUCUGACAGAGAUUGCUAACAACUCGAUUUCUAGAUUUAAAGAUAAAUCACUAGUUCGCAACUACUAACAAAGUUAGAAAGAAAAUAAGAAAUGAAGAAAUGAUACAUGAUGCUACACGAGAAGGUAACUUAACAUUUGCAGGAAAUGUGGAUUACUUUACGUUAAUAAAGUCUCAUUUAUGUAUUGUCUUUCAUUAUUUGAAAUAAAAUUGUGAGGACA
Harpegnathos saltator (Jerdon's jumping ant) is the source of this 819-nucleotide messenger RNA. RefSeq names its product pheromone-binding protein Gp-9-like. Gene Ontology annotation, molecular function: odorant binding. The transcript has 5 exons. Bases 160 to 600 code for a protein of 146 amino acids. Lineage: Eukaryota; Metazoa; Arthropoda; Insecta; Hymenoptera; Formicidae. Gene Ontology annotation, biological process: social behavior. The record is from RefSeq and is a predicted model, not a curated record.